AUGGCAUCAAAGGCGCAGGUCGAGAUGGUCGAGAAGAUCAUCGACUACCGAUUCGCAUCCAAGGACUACCUCCACCAGGCACUCACAGCCGCUAGGGGCGAAGGGGAGGAUCGUGAUGACGGCAAUAGAGCCCUGGCACAGAUCGGGGCUCAUUGGUUUGACACCCUCUUGAUGAUCCUGUUGAUGCGUAUGGGCGCUAGCAAGGAGGACAAGGCAAAUUUGAGGAUUGAAUUUACCCGGAAAGACCACUUCACAUUUGCUGCCAAACGGACGGGGAUCAGUCAGUGCAUCAAGUACAGUUCGAAGCCUGGGUCGGAGUCGUCCACCGUCCUGCGAUACGCGAUCAACGCGAUCAUAGGGGCAGUCCUUCUGGAUACCGCGAGCCACACUAUUGGCACAACCCUUGGGGUGAUUACUCGGUACGUCUAUGCAGACAAUGACUACACGAUGAUCGAUCCAACCUUUGACAGCCUUUCGGAUUUAAUGCCUUCAAUCACUGAGACAGAUCAGAUACCUCCUAACCUUGCAACAAGCGUUCACCAUCUCAGUGACGCCCAGUUGAUCUGCGAUGACCCUUUUGUCAACCUCUCUAUGUUUGACAGCCAAAUGUCCACGGAUGGCUUGUCCAUUAUCCCGGAUUACGCUGGAGUUAUGACUGCCGAAUCAUCACUUUCAUAUUCCACUGAUGAUCCAAUCAUCCAGACUCUCCCUCGUCAGGACUCGCCCGCCGUAUCCAGUCUUGUUCUAUGUUCACCUCGCUUGCCCCGAGCUACGAUCGCACCGGAGUCUAACCACCUUCAAGGCAGCCUUAAAAAGAGGGAUGAACAGGCCAAGUCCUCGGCAAAUACGUCUAUUCCUGACUCCACCCUCCGCGAAUUUCUCAAUAAGGAAAGAAUGAAAUGCUCUGCGCAACAUCUCCCGCCCCCAGAAGAAACAUAUUUCACCCCCGAAAUCCAUAACGCCCUCCGGAGCCCAACCCACGAGUCCAUCAAGCCCCUUUUACCACUGCUAAUUACCAUGGGCAGUCCUGAUGCAAUAGUCUCCCUCCGCGGCAUGAUUUGCAACAUAAGAGCACAGCCCAGCUGCCACUCCUGCCGUCUCCAGGACGGUCUCUCACCAGCUAGAAGAUAUUCUCUCAUCGAGCAGCUCGAACACAGCGCCAGCACCAUGCAACUUAUGAAAUGGUACCACAUCUACGAGUUGUUCCGCGAAUGUGGUGGCCCAGACACGGUAUCCAGCAGUGGCUACGCCAACUCGACUCCAGCCUCGUUUCCAAUCGGGCAGAAAUGUCUCGGCAAUCCGGUCCACCACGGCGACGCCAAUGUAUCCAAGACCAUGAUGAAAGACAUCUUCCCAGAUAUGGACCCUAGCACGGACGAAUACAAGAAGCAAUUUCGGAGAAUUCAAAAACUCAGGAAACUUGGUCAGCGACUGCAUGCAUUAAUUGACAAGUUCGGGAAAGGGAUUUUAGGACUCAUGGUGGGUCGGAGCUCGAGUGGGGGCUUCGAUAUACCAGUCUCGGAUACUAUGUUGUUCAAACCUACUGAGGGAGCAUUCGCCUGUUUUAUCUCGCUGCUUGAGUCGUCGCAGGGAGAUAGUCUGCGUGCGUUCGGGGAUGCUGUCUGGGGGGUACUGCGGCCGGCGUUGUUUGGGACGUUAUCUGGGGAUGUCUUUGAUAUAGAGAGACUCGAUCCGGAGUAUAUUCUGAGGCAGGUGAAGGGCUCUCCGGGAUUAUUGGGGAUUAUUUGCUAG
This is a messenger RNA of Aspergillus ibericus CBS 121593, 1752 nucleotides long. RefSeq lists its product as uncharacterized. Lineage: Eukaryota; Fungi; Ascomycota; Eurotiomycetes; Eurotiales; Aspergillaceae. The coding region runs from base 1 to 1752 and encodes 583 amino acids. The record is from RefSeq and is a predicted model, not a curated record. The transcript has 4 exons. Gene Ontology annotation, molecular function: ribonuclease III activity. Gene Ontology annotation, biological process: RNA processing.